AUGCGUUCUGCUCUCACUUUGCUACUUGUAUCCUCUUUGGCGCUCACCAACGCAGCAGAUACAAGUUCAGAUGUUACACCGCCGGCCCUCACGCUAUCUCCAGAAGCCAAUCUCCUCCUACAAUCAAGAGAUGAAACGACUACUUCGCUGCCCUCUGAUAAUCACAAUUCUGCAAUGGAAACCCAUCUGGCUACCACCGCACCACCUACUGAGCCUUCUGCUUCGAUACCGACAGAUAUGAAGAGCACGGUGAAUACACCCUCGAAUGAGCAGAGCAAACCUAACUUACCGUCAAAUGCUGCAAACACAAACAACUCCAACUUGACAUUAGAUCGCGACACUUCUGACUCACCAGAUCAGAUUGAGGCUGGAUCAUUGGCGACGGCAUCAUCGAAGUCCUCGACAGCUUCUGUUGACACUCUAAACGACAAGAAUGAUGACUUAAGCACAGGCAACAAAUCCAGCGCUAGCAUAGUGCUUCCGACUAUUUUUGGAGGAAUGGCUUGCGUGGGUGCUAUCGUCCUUGCUAUUAUGUACAAGAAGAAGCACAACAUCAACGGUGGUGACCUAGGCAGCAACGCAACUGGAACAAUCAUAACACCGAGUAAUCAAGCGGAAGGCAGAGGGCCAAAAGACUACUCGUCGGAGGCAAUGAAGAUGUCGGAUCUUUGCCACGUCGACGUACGACCACCAAGUACCAACAUAUCCGACAGUUUGUCACCUUUCAGCAGCGCUCGUUGUAAAGUGCGUGUCAGCUCUCCGGUAUCGAGCUACCACGUGAGUAGCGAAUCCAACACAGAAUUUUCGGACGUGUACCCUCGUCAUAUUGAAGGCAGUAACGUGGUGCUUACUUUUGGAGAGGUGUCGAAUACACAAAGCUCAUGGCCUCAAGUCCAACUAUAA
Molecule: messenger RNA, 903 nt
Organism: Plasmopara halstedii
Lineage: Eukaryota; Oomycota; Peronosporomycetes; Peronosporales; Peronosporaceae
Exons: 2
Coding region: 1-903 (300 amino acids)
Source: RefSeq, a predicted model, not a curated record